Molecule: messenger RNA, 1894 nt
Organism: Metschnikowia bicuspidata var. bicuspidata NRRL YB-4993
Lineage: Eukaryota; Fungi; Ascomycota; Pichiomycetes; Serinales; Metschnikowiaceae
Gene: CPY1
Product: carboxypeptidase C
Exons: 1
Coding region: 114-1751 (545 amino acids)
Biological process (GO): proteolysis
Cellular component (GO): fungal-type vacuole
Molecular function (GO): serine-type carboxypeptidase activity
Source: RefSeq, a predicted model, not a curated record
AAAAGAGCAUAUAUUCACAAUAUCUAUCUGCUACUAAACAACCGAAGCACGAUACCCGUUUUGAAUAUUUGAAAUUUAGAUUUGGUAAAGUUCACCGACUCACACUACUCCGAAUGAAAGUCUCCUCCUUGGCCACUUUGGCGUGUGCUGCUGCGGGAGCAAAUGCCGCUAUUCUUCCCAACUUUGUUGGUGGGACGAAAUUCGAAGAGACCCAGCAAGUUCUCAUCAAUAACUGGGUUCAUGUUUCUUCGCAAUAUUCGCAAAUUGUUGAGGCCUUAGACCUGAAAAAGGGUGAUGUUCUUGCUAAGCUCACUCAAUAUUUCAGUGAGCCAUUUGGAGAAAUUCCCCCUGAUGCUGUGAAAGUGUGGCAAGACAUGUUUUUGGAGUUUCCAAAACAGAUCGCUCAGAUGAGCUUCAAGACUCCCCCCAAAAAGGCGACCAAGAACAUUUCUGCUUUCGACUUCCAUGUGUCUGACACGAAGUUUCCCAAUCACCAGUUGAGAGUCAAAUCGACUCCAGAAGAAUUGGGGAUUGACACUGUCAAACAGUACACAGGUUAUUUAGAUGUGGAAGAUGAAGAUAAACAUUUCUUCUACUGGUUCUUUGAAUCCAGAAAUGACCCGAAAAAUGACCCUAUCAUUUUAUGGUUAAACGGUGGACCAGGAUGCUCCUCUUUGACUGGCUUGUUCUUCGAAUUGGGCCCUUCAUCCAUCACCGCUAAGUUGAAGCCUGAGUUUAAUCCUUACUCGUGGAAUAACAAUGCCUCCGUGAUUUUCUUGGACCAGCCUGUCAACGUUGGUUUCUCCUACUCUUCGCAAUCCGUCACCAAUACCGUUGCAGCCGGUAAGGACGUGUAUGCCUUUUUGGAAUUGUUUUUCAAGCAAUUUCCAGAGUACCAGAAACUUGAUUUUCAUAUUGCUGGUGAAUCCUACGGUGGUCACUACAUUCCAGUAUUUUCAUCUGAGAUAUUGAGCCACCCCGAGCGUUCUUUCAACUUUAAGUCAGUUUUAAUUGGUAACGGAUUGACUGACCCAUUGACCCAAUAUGAAUACUACCAGCCAAUGGCAUGUGGGGAAGGUGGAGAGCCUUCUGUUUUGUCCCCGGAGGAGUGUGACAACAUGGCUGCUUCUAUUCCCAGAUGCACAUCCUUGAUUGAGAGUUGUUACAACUCAGGAUCCGUCUGGUCGUGUGUUCCAGCAAGCAUUUACUGUAACAAUGCACAAAUGGGCCCUUACCAGAAAACUGGAAGAAAUGUUUACGAUAUCAGAACCGAGUGCAAGGGUUCUAGCUUGUGCUACGAAGAAUUGCAGUACAUUGAUGACUACUUGAACUUACCCGAGGUUCGUCAGAUGUUGGGUGUUGAGGUCGAAGCAUACCAAGGAUGUAACUUUGACGUCAACAGAAACUUUUUGUUUGCAGGUGACUGGAUGAGGCCCUAUCACAAAAAUGUUGUCGACAUGUUGGAGGCAGACUUACCUGUGCUUAUAUAUGCAGGCGACAAGGAUUUUAUCUGCAACUGGUUGGGUAACCAAGCUUGGGUUGACAAGUUACCAUGGUCCGAACAAGAGAAGUUCGAAGCACAACCAAUUAGAGAUUGGGUCGUCGAAGAGAAGGCUGCUGGAGAAGUGAAAAAUUACAAACAUUUCACCUUCUUGCGCGUUUUUGGCGCAGGACAUAUGGUUCCAUUCGACCAACCAGAGAACUCUUUGGACAUGGUAAACAGAUGGAUCUCUGGAGACUUCGUUUUUUAAAUUAGGAGCCUUUUUGGCAAGUUGAAAUUAGAUUCAUACGAAAAAUAUUACCCAAUGAAACGUAUAAUCUCUAGUUUAAUAAUACUCAUCGGGUUAGUUUGCAAGGAUAGUGUUAUUCUGGAACAGUCAUAAAGAAUCCCGCC